AGAAAAUUUUUCAAGAUGAAGUAUUCAUUCCUUUUUCCUACCCGCCAUAUUCUUCUCUUUCAGAUUGAUGUUCAGCUACAUAUUUUGUCAUUUCUCUCACCCCAUGACCUGUGUCAAUUGGGAAGUACAAAUCAUUAUUGGAAUGAAACUGUAAGAGAUCCAAUUCUGUGGAGAUAUUUUCUGUUGCGGGAUCUUCCUUCUUGGUCUUCUGUUGACUGGAAGUCUCUUCCAGAUCUAGAGAUCUUAAAAAAACCUGUAUCUGAAGUCACUGAUAGUACAUGUUUUGACUACAUGGCAGUCUAUAAAAUGUGCUGUCCAUAUACAAGAAGAGCCUUGAAAUCCAGCCGACCUGUGUAUGGCGCCGUCACUUCUUUUCUACACUCGCUGAUCAUUCAUAAUGAACCACGAUUUGCUAUGUUUGGACCAGGUCUGGAAGAACUGAAUACAUCUUUGGUGUUGAGCUUGAUGUCAUCCAAGGAACUUUGCCCAACGGCUGGUUUGCCUCAGAGGCAGAUUGAUGGUAUUGGGUCAGGAGUCAGUUUUCAUUUGAACAACCAACAUAAGUUCAACAUCCUGGUAUUAUAUUCGACUACCAGAAAGGAAAGAGAUAGAGCAAGGGAAGAGCAGACAAGUACAGUUAACAAGAUGUUCAGUCUACAGAAUGAAGGAAAUGACCAACAAGGAAGUUGUUAUAGUGUGAUUCCACAAAUUCAGAAGGUGUGUGAAGUUGUAGAUGGGUUCAUCUAUGUUGCCAAUGCUGAAGCUCAAAAAAGACAUGAGUGGGAAGAUGAAUUUUCUCGUAUUAUGGCAAUGACAGAUCCAGCUUUCGGAUCUUCAGGACGACCAAUGCUUGUUUUAUCUUGUAUUUCUCAAGCACAUGUAAAGAGAAUGCCCUGUUUUUAUUUGGCCCAUGAACUGCAUCUGAAUCUUCUAAACCACCCAUGGAUGGUCCAGGAUACAGUGGCUGAAACUCUUACUGGUUUUUUGAAUGGCAUUGAGUGGAUUCUUGAAGAGGUAGAAUCUAAGCAUGCAAGAUGAUCCUCCUUUUGGACCUUGGUAACUAAAACCAUUUGAGUUUAGUCCUAAGGUCAUGAUGUGGGUAUUUGCUCAUUAAACCCACUUUGUCAUGAUGGUGGACUUUAUAUUGAACAGCUAUGGCUGCUAUACUUUUUUAUAUUUAUAUUUCAUCCUUAAAAUCAACUACAGGAACAGAGUUUCAAUCCUAUUAUUUAGCUCCAAAAUGAACCUUUUACUUUUUUUGAUAAUUUUUAUAUUUUCUGUCUUUUUAAAAAUAUUAAAUUCUGGGGAAAAAUGUUGGUCUUUUUCUCAUUAUUUAUGGUUUCUAUUUUUUUUGGUAAAAAGGUUGCCUGACUAGGAAACAACAAUUUACUGAGCUUUCCAUUAGUUGUUUUCAAAGGUUCAUAAUUAGUUAUCAGAAAAGGAGAUUUUUGUUUAUUCUUAAUAAAUACACUGCUUAAAGACUGAAAAGUUCACUGGAAUCACAUUUACUAUCCUGGCAUAACCUGUCUUAUUCUAAAACAGUAGGAAACAAGCUUGUAUAUUAUACUAUUUCAGUGGAAACUUACUUUUUUCUGUCAGAUCUUGAUAUUAUCAAACAACUUUGGAAACUUGUAAGGUACUAAAGCCAAAUCCUAUUUUAUACUGAGAAAACGUUACAGACACUUACAUAUACCAUAUUACCUCUCUCUUCUCAUUACUUGCACUUUGCAGAGGAAACACCCAAGUGUCUCAUUGGAUCUGAGAAAUUUUAAGAUUAUCAUUAAAAGAGCAUCAAUAUCUAUAUGCAGUUAUUGAGUCGUUGGAAAAGUCGUGACACAUUUUUGCAUAGAAAAGCAGAAAAAUAUGUCAUGACUUUACCAGUGACCUAAUAAGGUCUGUACUUAAAUGUAUUUCUGUUUUGAACAAAAAUGUGAAACAUAUUAUAUAUAUAGUUAUAUUUAGUCUCUUUUAGGUGAAUGCCACUGCCAUUCUGAUCUUUCAUCAAGGACGCAGAAUUUUGCCUAAUUAGUGAAUUAAGAGACUUUUGAGGGAAACCUAUGAACAUACAGUUUCACAUUUGCUAGAAUAUUUACUUAGAGUCUUAUGGUUUUACUAUGAUAAGUCAUUGUUUCUAAUAAUAAUUAAUCUGAUAUUAUGAUGGAACAGUGGUUUAAUUCACUGAAUACCUAAUGAAAACAGCACAACGCUUUCACAAAUCAGCUCCUUUUUUAAACAACAUUUUUAUGCUAUAGUUAAGGAUUAUCUCUGAAUCAUGAAGUAAGUAAUGAAAUAUUUUAGUAUCAAAUCCUCUGUCUUUAUGUUAUUUCUUUUCUUAUAGUACAUUUCCGUUUUUAUAAUCUGGAUUUUUGCUGAAGUAAGAUAAAUUUGUUUUCCUGGUUUUUAACUGAAUUACCUACUGAGUCCCAAUCAAAUCUUUUUUUCUUCUAUAUAUACUGUAAAAUUUGAAUCUCUUUUAUAUUCAUUUUAAGUGGUCUGUUCCCAAUCCCAAUAAUCUUUGGAUAGCACUUACUGCAUGUCUUACAGUUCUUUCCUCCUUGAACUAUUCGUAGCAUGAAAUAUAUUGUACCAUAUCUUAUUCAUGCUGUCUUUGACAAGUACAUACGCCCUUUCCAUUUUAGGUGUUUUUAUGUUUCUCAUUCUGAAGAAUAAAGAGGAUUUGAAGAACUAUCCAUUGUAAGGAUGCUAUAAAAUUUACAAAAUCUGGGGCCAGCAGAUGUCAUAAUGU
Molecule: messenger RNA, 2746 nt
Organism: Tupaia belangeri chinensis (Chinese tree shrew)
Lineage: Eukaryota; Metazoa; Chordata; Mammalia; Scandentia; Tupaiidae
Gene: FBXO4
Product: F-box protein 4
Exons: 6
Coding region: 16-1038 (340 amino acids)
Biological process (GO): SCF-dependent proteasomal ubiquitin-dependent protein catabolic process; protein polyubiquitination
Cellular component (GO): SCF ubiquitin ligase complex
Molecular function (GO): protein binding
Source: RefSeq, a predicted model, not a curated record